Messenger RNA from Oncorhynchus keta (chum salmon), 2615 nucleotides. RefSeq lists its product as uncharacterized. The record is from RefSeq and is a predicted model, not a curated record. The transcript is spliced from 6 exons. Gene Ontology annotation, molecular function: nucleic acid binding; zinc ion binding. The coding region runs from base 1201 to 1923 and encodes 240 amino acids. Lineage: Eukaryota; Metazoa; Chordata; Actinopteri; Salmoniformes; Salmonidae.
GAAGGAGAUGCGUUCUGUCUCCUAGAGAUGAACGUGCAAGAAGUGCAAAUUAAUCCCAGAACAACAGCAAAGGACCUUGUGAAGAUGCUGGAGGAAACAGAGCCAGAGAGGGAAAAUCACUUUCAUCUGGAGAAGCGCGUGCCAAAUGCAGGUCACCGCUGUUCCUAAAAAAAAGUUUUUGCCACUGAAUUCAUAUCCAAAGGAGACUUUGUUGUGGAGUACUGAGGUGAACUGCUUACACAACAGGAGAGCGAGGUCCGAGCUGAUCAGUACAAUGAUUCUGAAAAGGUGUUUAUUUUCACUGGAAAGGAAGAACAUGGUGCCCCGCAGCAAGUGGUGGAAGGUGAAUCCCUGGAGGUUGUCUGGGACGUUUUGACUGGGGGUUCUCAACUCCUCUUUGAGGAGGUGGGGUCCCCUAGUCUCGGCCCAGCAGCUUUCAGGGAGGAAGAAAUGGAGGGUGUUGGUGGCGAACCCAGGAUGCAGGGAACUCGGCCUAACACCAUACCUGCAUCCUGGGUUGGCGUAAUGGAGGAGGACAGGGGGACGUCAGAUGAGGGGAAGACGUCCCUGCCGGAUGUGAUGGACCAGGGGAGCAUCAGCCCUCAAAGUUGGAUGAGUGGGUUCCGGGAGCACCCGCGGGAACCCGGCCUAGAGUGCACAGAGUGUGUCUCGGGCCCCGACCUCUGACUUCCAUACGACUCUGGUUUCUCUUCAUUACGCACAAGCCUUUCGCCUUUUACUAAAGACUUCCGUGGAGAGGAAUACUUCCGAGUUCAAGGUGGUGGUUUUGGUGGAGGGCUACAGGUGCACCAGCACAGGGGAAACUCCAGAACUCCCUGAACACCCAGGGGUCCCUCACAGCAAUGUUCGAGGUGACCAAGCUGACGGACAAUAGCAUUAAAACCGUUAUUGUCCGUAUGUACAACGAAACCGUACAGCCGGAGGACGUUGCAGUAUGGCUGGACAGGUACUGCAACGUAAAGGGGCCCUUGAUCCAGGUAAAAGAUCUAGACGGGGGCCUGGAGGGUCACUGUCCAGCAAAGGGAGGACCCUGGGGGCUAUGGUGGGUUGAAAGCCAUCCCAUCCACCAUAGUCCUCGGAGAGAACAGGGGCCAUGUUCACUACCAGGACCAGCCCAAGCUGUGCCGUAAGUGUGGUGAACAUGGCCACCUGGCAGACGCCUGUCAAAAGGUGGUCUGCAUGAAGUGCCGGGAGGUGGGCCACCGCUACGAGGAAUGCACGAACGGAAGGUCGUGCAACCUCUGUGGCGAGCGGUCCCACCUCAUCCGCGACUGCCCCUCCUCCUGGGCCAAUAGGGCCAAGUUCGGAAGGAGGGAGUGGGCGGCCGCGGACCGGGCUUCGGAGCGCCGGAGGGCCGAAGCGGCAGUUGCCGAGGUGGUAGUGGAGGAGGUGGUAGUGGUGGUGGAGGAGGUAGUGGCGGAGCCGGUGGCUGUAGUGGAGGGCGCUGAAGGAGCAGUGGUGGAAGUAGUGGGAGGAGAGGACAAAACCCUCCCCACCCCAACCCCCCUGCCCCAGACUAAUGUGACCCCUGAAGGAGAAAGGGCCGAGAAAGACGGCUCUGGAGAGAUCUUUAGCGAAAGCUCCCCAAGUGGGUCAGACAUUAUAGGGACGGUGUCGGAAAGCACCAGGGAGACAGAGUCGGGAGACAUGGGAGAAGGGGGGGAGAUUCUGGAGGAACACCUCCCCCCACGUAAAAGAAAUGCGGAGGAGCUCUCCGACCCCGAACAGGGCGAGGAGAAAAAAGGGAAGGUGGAAUGGGAGAGCUCCCAGGGGGAGGAAGAAAUUAGAACCUUCCCCUCCAACUCCCCCAAUCAAGUCUCCUUUUUAAACCCAGUUUUAACCUCCUCUCCCUUCCCCCACCCUUUACCCCGGAGGGAGAGAGAGAAAUCACCAGAGAAAUAACCCCCCUUUUAACUGUUCAAAGCCUUUCUUUCGGCACUGUUUUUACUCACCCCUUUUAUGGCUUUUAAAAUCACCACAAUAAAUGUAAGGAGCGUAAAAACAGAAAUGAGAGCACAGUCGGUUUUAUCCUUUUUAGAAAGGUUUAACUCAGAUGUGUUUUUAUUACAGGAGUGUGGUCUACCCUUUUUAUCCUCUUACAGCAAAUGGGAGGAUAAGUGGCAGCACGGGCCCUCCCUUUGGAGUGGCUCAAAUUUUAACAAGAACGACGGUGUUGCCAUUUUAAUCAAGACCCCACAGGUGGUGGUGAAGGGGAGCACGGUGGUGGUAGGUGGGCGUGCUCUUUUAGCCAAUUGUACUUUUAUGGGGAGGGAUUUUAACGUGCUAAACGUAUAUGGUUUUAAUGAUAAACAUGACCGGUGCGCACUUUUAGAGGACCUGCAGUCCCACAUGCUAGGGAGGGAUCCUCUAGUGGUGGGUGGGGAUUUUAAUUGUGUUUUAAGUAGAGCAGACAGGAGAGGGGCAGGAGAGGAUUUUAAGGUAGACAGGUCAAGUGUUUUAUUGCAAGGGUUGUGCAGGGAUUUUAAACUGACGGACUGUUUUAAAACCCUGCAUCCAAGAGAGGAGGGCUUCACCUGGACCAGUGGUGACGGCACCAGAGCCUCUCGCAUUGACUAUCUGUUUACCCGGGACUG